AUGGCUGCAACAAAUUAUGUUGUUACAGUUCAACGACCUACACAAGUAACAGCACUUGCAACAGGCUAUUUUACAUCAUCAACUGAAUUGAAUUUAAUUGUUGCUAAAAAUACACAUUUUGAAAUAUAUAUUAUUGGUUCUGAAGGUCUUAAAUUAGUCAAAGAUGUUUGUCUUUAUGGACGAAUUAAUGUACUCAAAUGUUUUCGUUUAACUAAUAUGAACAAAGAUGUUUUAUUUAUUUUUACGAAUAAAUAUCAUGGAAUGAUAUUAGACUGUCAAAAAACAGAUAAUGAUCAAUAUGAAAUAUUAACAAAAUGUCAUGAUAAUAGUGUUGCUUUUAUUGGUUCAAUUUUUGGUGAUAGUCAACUUAUUCGACUUCUUCCAGAGCCACAAAAUGGUAGUCAUUUAGAAAUACUUGAAUCCUAUACAAAUCUUGCACCUAUUCUUGAUAUGUCUGUCAUUGAUCUUGAACGACAAGAUCGACAAUUAGUAACAUGCUCAGGAAAUGCAAAAGAUGCAUCAUUACGUUUUAUUCGAACUGGUAUUGGAAUUCAUGAACAUGCAUCAAUUGAUUUACGAAAUAUUAAAGGAAUUUGGGCAUUAAAAAUUAAUAAUCAAUAUGAUAAUCAUCUUGUUGUUGCAUUCUUUGAUCAAACAAGAUUAUUUCAUUUACAAAAUGAUGAAAUCGAAGAAAUUGAAUUACCAGCAUUUGAUUUUCAACAUCAAACAUUAUUUUGUACGAAUGUUACAUCUAAUCAAUAUAUACAAAUAACAACCUAUUCAAUACGUUUAAUUGGUAAUAAUGGUCAAGAUUUACUUACUGAAUGGAAAAAUGAAAAUAACGAAAUAACAGUUGCUUCAUCAAAUCAAACACAAUGUGUAUGUGCUAUUGGAAAUGAAUUAUUCUAUUUUGAAAUUGGUCCAGCAACUUUAAAAGAAAUUAAUAAAUGUCAAUUACCAUAUAAUAUUGCUUGUUUGGAUAUAACACCAUUAAAUUCUCGAGAUGAGCGAACUAAUCUUUGUGUUAUUGGUCUUUGGACACAAAUAUCUGUUUGGAUAUGUCGAUUACCAACACUCGAUAUUCUACAUCAAGAAUCAUUAACAUCAGACACAUUACCACGAUCAGUUGCAAUGAUAACAUUUGAUGGUCAACCAUAUGUUUUUGUUUCAUUAGCUGAUGGUCCUAUUGUUUAUUAUUUACUUGAUAUUGAACAUGGUUUAUUAUAUGAACGAAAAAAAGUUCCAUUAGGUACAAAACCUACAACAUUAACUAUAUGUCAUCAUACAGAUUUAUCUUCAACAUCAAAUAAUUCACGUACUGUUUUAUUUGCUUGUAGUGAUCAUCCAUCAGUAAUAUCAUCAACAAAUAAUAAACUUAUUUUUUCAUCUGUUAAUUUACGUGAAAUUGUUUGUAUGUGUUCAUUUAAUUCAGAAUAUUAUGGAUCAAGUUUAACAUUAGUUACUGAUAUGGGUCUUAUACUUGGUCGUAUUGAUGAUAUACAAAAGUUACAUGUACGUUCAGUAGUAUUAGGUGAAUCAGUAAAACGUAUUGCUUAUAUAGAUGAAGAAAAAGUUUAUAUUAUUUUAACAGAAUAUAUGAAUUUAUAUCAAACAGAUACUACUAUACCUAUUAGUAAACAAGCAUAUCAAAAAAUAGAUUGUACGACAAAGAUAGAUAAAAUGAAAGAAUUUACAGAAGAACAACAACAAGAUGAUAUUUCUAAUUCAAUUGUUGUUCUUGAUCAACAUACACAUGAAGUUAAACAAUUUUUUCGAUUAUUUUUAGCACAUGCAUCUGUUAAACUAUUAAAUAAUGAAGAAGCAAUUAGUUUAUGUGUACUAACAUUUGCUGAUGAUCCUUCAAUACCAUAUAUUGCUGUUGGUACAACAAUUGUAUUUAAUGAUGAAGAUGUACCAAAAUGUGGUCGAAUAAUUUUAUUUCGUUAUAAAAAUGGUCAUAUGAAUAUGAUUGCAGAAAACGAAUUGAAUGAUAUACCAUAUAGAAUGUUACCAUUUCAAGGCAAAUUACUUGUUUCAAUUGGUAGUUCAAUUCGAUUAUAUAAAUUGUCAUUGGAAAAUCAUGAAUUAAUACAAUUAUCGAAAAUAUCCACAGAUUUCGUUGAAUGUUUAGAAUUAAAAGUUAAAGAUGAUUUUAUUUUAACUGGUGAUUUAAUGAGAUCAUUAACAAUUUUUCGCUAUAAUGUUGAUGAAAACAAAUUUGAAAAUAUUGCACAUGAUCCUCAUCCACAAUGGACAAAAGCAUGCGAAUUUAUUGAUGAUGAUACAUUUAUAUGUGCAGAAGAUGGUGGAAAUUUAAUUUCAUGUCAUAAAAAUAGUGGUUCAACAAAAGAACAAGAAAGAAACAUAUUAAAUGAACUUGGAUUAUAUCAUCUAGGAGAAGAAAUUAAUUUAUUUCGCCGUGUCCCACAACAAACAGCUGAAUCGACAAUAACACUUGAAACAUGUAUUUUAAUGGGUGCUGUAUCUGGUUAUAUUGGUCUUGUUCUUCAAUUACCACCAGCAUUAUUUAAAUUACUUAUGUCAUUACAAUUAAAAUUAGCUGAAUAUGUUCCAAGUGUUGGUAAAAUUGAUCAUAGUACAUGGCGUUCAUUUGAUUCUGAUGGACGUUCAAAUAUUUCAUCUGGCUUUGUUGAUGGUGAUCUUAUUGAAACAUAUCUUGAUUUACCAAAAACUGUUCAACAGGAGCUUAUUAAAGAUUUACAUGGAGAAGAUAACGUUGAAUUGAAUACAACUGUUGAAGAACUAGUCAAAACAAUUGAAGAACUUUCACGAAUACAUUGA
Molecule: messenger RNA, 2802 nt
Organism: Rotaria sp. Silwood2
Lineage: Eukaryota; Metazoa; Rotifera; Eurotatoria; Philodinida; Philodinidae
Source: the annotation of a GenBank genome assembly